Molecule: messenger RNA, 360 nt
Organism: Trichomonas vaginalis G3
Lineage: Eukaryota; Parabasalia; Trichomonadida; Trichomonadidae
Exons: 1
Coding region: 1-360 (119 amino acids)
Source: RefSeq, a predicted model, not a curated record
AUGAGCAAUCGUGCACCAACAAAGAAGUUUAUAACAAGCGAAGAUACUGAAUUGAUUAGAGAACAUCAUGCUGAAGAAAUCGAUCCUGAGCAAAUUGCCCGGAGACUUGGCAUUAGUGUCCGUAAUGUCAAACACACCAUCAGGGAUAUCGACAUGGGUAUUACUAAUCAUUUUACAAUAGAGGAAGAUACUAUAUUACUUCAAAAGCUUAGAGAAGGUAUCGAAAAACCAUCGAUUCUAGCUCGAUUCUUACCGCAUAAACAUGAUUGGAUGAUUAGAAACAGAAUCAAGUUGUUCAAGCGUCAUGGUUUAAUUGAUCAGCCUGAUGAGAUGGAUGAUACCGAUUUUUAUGAGUUUUAA